UAAUUUUAAUUGUAAAUUUGGGUUGUGUGUUUGUUAGCAGAAAAUCAUUUUUCCGCCUUUAAAGAUGUGAUAGGAAUGUGUUAAAGUGGCUUUAUGUUGAAUUACCCCACCUCCUCCUCCUCCUCCAAAUAAGCCCCAGGCUGCAGGUCGGUUCAGCUCGAGUGGAACGACUCGCAACUCGUGACCCCCCUCCCCAUUCUUGGGGCCAGGCCUUAAGAGAUGCUUUCUCCCCAUAACUACCUCUCUUUCUUUGCAGCUUUUAGUCGUAGUGUUAGAUGCUCCAGCGUUUACGAGAAGUUUGAGCCCACAUUUGAUCUCUGCAAGCUUGUAGGACUUGAUGACUGCCUGGAAUAAUUCCUAUUAAUUUUCUGACCCAAAUGGCCACGAAUAAGGUUGCAGCUGUGCAGAAAAAGAAGAGGAAAGACUUCAUACCUUAUUUUCUAGGAUUUGUGAUAUUUUUGUAUUGCACGGUCCACCUUGUGUCAUUCACAGCAAAAACAACUCAGGAGACCCACUCAGCCAGGGUGCGCCGGGCUCUUGAGAAUGAGACGGAGUGCAUCUCGCCACAGUCCUCUGAGUUUCCCGACGGCUUCUUCACGGUGCAGGAGAGGAAGGAUGGAGGACUCGUUAUUUACUUCAUGCUUAUUUUCUACAUGCUGUUGGCCGUCUCGGUAGUCUGCGACGAUUACUUUCUGCCGUCGUUAGAAGUGAUCAGUGAACGUCUGGGACUGUCUCAGGAUGUAGCAGGAGCCACGUUUAUGGCAGCUGGGAGUUCUGCACCUGAACUGGUCACAGCCUUUCUGGGUGUGUUUGUGACAAAGGGAGACAUUGGGGUCAGCACCAUCGUGGGAUCAGCAGUCUACAACCUGCUAGGAAUCUGUGCUGCAUGUGGUCUCUUGGCCUCUAUGGCUGGGAGACUCACCUGUUGGCCACUGUUCAGGGACUGCCUGGCAUAUGGCAUCAGUGUCGCCGCUGUGAUUGCCAUCAUUUCCGAUAACAAGGUGUACUGGUACGACGCUGCCUGCCUGCUGCUGGUCUACGGUGUCUACAUCGUGGUCCUGUGCUUUGACCUUCGCAUCAGUGAGUUCGUCCUGAGGAAGCUGAGCCCUUGCUGCACCUGUCUGGGUAAAGGAUCUGGCGAGAAGACGGAGAGGCAGCCUCUCAUGGGCUGGAACGACGACACCAAUCUGCGAGUCCACAGUCGCUCCAGAACGGACAGUGGGAUCUUCCAGGACGACUCAGGAUACUCUCACCUGUCCCUCAGCCUGCAUGGCCUCAAUGAGAUUCCGGAAGAGCACAAAAGUGUUUUUGCUGUGCCGGAGAGCGACAUGAAGCGGAUCCUCUGGGUUCUGUCUCUGCCCAUCAUCACUUUGCUUUUCCUGACCACCCCUGACUGCAGGAGAAGGUUCUGGAAGAAAUGGUUCGUGAUAACCUUCAUCAUGUCGGCUGUGUGGAUCUCGGGCUUCACAUACAUACUGGUGUGGAUGGUCACUGUUGUCGGUGAGACCCUCAACAUCCCUGAUACAGUUAUGGGACUUACUCUGCUUGCUGCUGGGACCAGUAUACCCGACACUGUGGCCAGCGUGAUGGUGGCCAGAGAAGGGAAAGCAGACAUGGCCAUGUCCAACAUCGUGGGCUCUAAUGUUUUUGACAUGCUGUGCCUGGGCCUCCCUUGGUUUAUCAAGACUGCUUUUGUGGACACCACCAACCCCGUAGAGGUCAACAGCACUGGACUGGUCUUCAUUUCCUGCACGCUUCUCCUUUCCAUCGUCUUCCUUUUUGUAGCCGUUCAUAUUAACGGGUGGAAGUUGGACUGGAAGUUGGGAAUCGUUUGUCUCAUCUGCUACAUCCUCUUUGCCACUCUGUCCAUCCUGUAUGAACUGGGGAUUAUUGGAAAUAAUCCGAUAAGACUGUGCAGUGACUGAGAUCUGACCUCUCCUGGACUGAAGCCAUAGCCUCUGAGACCCUUAACAACAGUGCAAUAACAGAACAAAACAAGACAAGGAUCCAGGGUCCCUCUCACGUACUUCUAAAGAAGAUGAAAAGGAUGAUCUCUUUUAGUAAUUUAUAUAUUUAAUUAAACCAAAGGGAGGAAUGUACCAAAGAUCAUCCUCUUGUGUGCAUGUCAGCCCAGACUUCUCAAGACCCGCCAUCAAGUCGACAGGUCUCCUGUCUUACUCAAAGACCUAUAUAGAGAAAAUGUGUCAUCACAGGACUAACUGCAGAGUUCAGAUAAAUCCAGAACUGACAAGUCAGAGUCAAGUAAUAAAAGUGUCAACUAUAUUCAUGUGGCCUUGUCCUCCUUUUCAGGUCAGUGGUCAAGUUAAAAGACAACAAAAAAAAAAGAGAGGGCACUAAGUACACAACUUUGAUAACCUUUUACAAGCAAGUCCUUAUUGUCUGCAAAGAGGAUGGUGUAAAGAGUCACAAGCAGCAAACUUUCCACUCCUCUUCCAUCACCUUGAAUGGAAAAAUUACUUCAGUUUUUGGUAGUUGUGCUUCCAGGUAACUGUAAAGCUUACCUGGACCUGAGACACCGAUCUAUACCAAGAAUUCUAAGUGACCAUCCUAUUCUUUGGAAUAAUAAUAAAAAAAACAAUCUCAGAUUUAUGGAACUUUUAUCACUUUCUGUGAUUAACGUUGGUGAAAUCAAUGUCCAUUCUAUCCAGCUGCUG
Messenger RNA from Scatophagus argus, 2675 nucleotides. RefSeq names its product solute carrier family 24 member 5 (gene slc24a5). The record is from RefSeq and is a predicted model, not a curated record. NCBI's taxonomy places the organism in Eukaryota, Metazoa, Chordata, Actinopteri, Scatophagidae. Bases 378 to 1925 code for a protein of 515 amino acids. The transcript is spliced from 9 exons. Gene Ontology annotation, cellular component: membrane. Gene Ontology annotation, molecular function: calcium, potassium:sodium antiporter activity; calcium channel activity. Gene Ontology annotation, biological process: calcium ion transmembrane transport; intracellular calcium ion homeostasis; melanocyte differentiation.